Molecule: messenger RNA, 600 nt
Organism: Clonostachys rhizophaga
Lineage: Eukaryota; Fungi; Ascomycota; Sordariomycetes; Hypocreales; Bionectriaceae
Source: the annotation of a GenBank genome assembly
AUGUGGCCUUGGACAAUUGGCCAGAAGCACAUGACCUUCUUCAACCUCACUGGAGAGGUGUCGAACGUCCGCGAAGCAGCCGAAUGGCACAACCGCCUCCAACGCUUCGCCCUGGAUACUAGGCUGGGCAUCCCCGUCACCCUCUCUACAGACCCACGACGCGCAUUCACCCUAAACCUGGGAACCGGGGCCCUGGCCGGCGGGUUCUCCCAGUGGCCUGAAUCGCUUGGCCUUGCUGCGCUGCGUGAUCCGAAAUGGACGCGCAAGUUUGCUGAAGCGGUCCGCGAGGAGUACAUGGCCAUUGGAAUCCGCUGUGCUUUGCAUCCUCAAGUCGACCUUGCCACAGAAUACCGCUGGGCUCGCAACUGCAACAGCAUGGGAGAAGAUAACCCUUUCGUUGGCGUUGACGCUGCCGAGAAAAGCGUCGGUCGGGCUGAGCUCAUGCGCUUGGGCCUAGAGGGCUGCUGUGGCCCUAUUGACGAACAAGGAGGAGAUUUUGCCGUUGGCGCCGAAGUACAAGAGAGUUUACACGGAGGGGUUCGAUGGCGCUCUGCUCGAGUCUUACGGCCUCCAAGUGGUUGGGUCACCUUCCGAAGCUGA